GUACGCUUUGUAAAGAAUAUAACCACUUGGAACGAGAUGAAACCAGGGUUUUAUCAUGGACACAUUUCUUAUCUGGAUUUUGCAAAAUUCGGUGUGAAGAAGAAGCCCAUUUACAUUAAUGUCAUCAGGGACCCUAUCGAGAGGCUUGUUUCCUACUAUUACUUUCUGAGGUUUGGGGAUGAUUACAGACCAGGAUUAAGGAGACGGAAACAAGGAGACAAAAAGACCUUUGAUGAAUGUGUGGCUGAGGGCGGCUCAGACUGUGCUCCGGAGAAGCUCUGGCUCCAGAUCCCAUUUUUCUGUGGCCACAGCUCAGAAUGCUGGAAUGUGGGAAGCAGAUGGGCUAUGGAUCAAGCUAAGUAUAACCUCAUUAACGAGUACUUUCUGGUGGGAGUUACUGAGGAGCUGGAAGACUUCAUCAUGCUACUCGAGGCAGCUUUGCCCCGGUUUUUCCGGGGUGCUACAGACCUCUAUCGUACAGUAGGAAAGAAAUCCCACCUGAGGAAAACCACAGAGAAGAAACUUCCCACCAAGCAAACCAUCGCGAAGCUGCAGCAGUCUGACAUUUGGAAAAUGGAAAAUGAGUUCUACGAGUUUGCACUAGAGCAGUUCCAGUUCAUCAGAGCCCACGCUGUCCGUGAGAAAGAUGGAGACCUCUACAUCCUGGCCCAGAACUUUUUCUAUGAAAAGAUUUACCCGAAGUCGAACUGAGUGAAAGUGUGACCAGAGCAGUCUUGAACCUGGACUUGGCUGUGUUGUCACCGUUGUUCUCAGCUUCUGCACCUGUUCUGCUAAUCGAGUCCAAGCCGAGCCAGUUCUUGUUGGGCCGAGUUGGGGAACAGACAGGAGUGUCAAGAAAUUAGAUGCUGAAUGGGAUGUCAGUGUUCUAAGGAGUUCUUAAGUUCUUAAGUGUGAUGAAUUGUUAUUUCUUUUGUUACUUUGUUUUCAUUUUCAUGAUAGCUAUAAUCUCCCAGUGAGGAGAAAUCUCAUGUCACUUAAAAUACACACAUGGAGGUUUAAUCAGAAGGCUGAAUACCAUUUCAGAAGAGGUUCUGUGAUUCUCUUGCUUUUGAUGAAGCAUUUUUUUCACCUCUCUUUGGAUGCAGAUGAGUCUGUAUGGCACUUGGAGUUUUGUGUUGCACACCCCUACUGGAUAGUGCUAAUAACUAUUUGCCAGUAGCUGAUUUGUUUAUGUGGAUCAUGUCUCACAGAGUUUAUUGGAAUGUUUGAUCAUGUUUUCUCAGAACUGUUUUUGCUGUAGUUGAGUUUGCCCAUAUUUAUGUAGGCUUUAUUUUAUUUUUUGGAUGAUCAUUAGUGUUAAAGAAAUCAACUGAAAACCAUGAAUAAUACUGUAAAAAGACAAAACAGUUAAAAGCAGUAUUCCUGAUUUCUGUCUCCCCAGUAUCUAAUAUUGGGGUGGUAUUUCUAAGAAUGUUGACAACAUUAUCUGAGGCUUUCUUAAGGAUUUCCACACAUUCAUAUAAAAAAAAUGAGUUUAGUAUUUGUUUCUCCAUGGCUUCUCUAUAACCCAGUACACUGAAGUAUCGGUGACUGCAUAUGGCAACUCCAUCAGUGAGCUGUGAUGGUAGGAUUUUCCUACCUCUGUACUUUUACCUGUAGACUAUUUUUACUACGGUGCUUUAUAAUGUGUUUUAAAGCAUUGCAUUUACAAAAGAAAAAUGCUGUAAAUAUUGCAUAUUUUAUGUAUUUGGACCAAAAAGUUACAAGUCAGUAGAUAAAAAGUGGUUUUGCACCAAUUUUAUUAUGUCGAGUAAAUUCAUCAGACUAUUCUUGUAUUUCUCAUUUAACUUUGCUGUUAUGAUGUCUCUGACAUGAACUAACCUAGCCUUUCAAUUUUGAGAGAGAGCAUUACUCAGCCUGAGGCAAUAGUGAUAAUGGAAAGGGUACUAGACAGUCUAAACAUUUGAUCUCUGGUUUCAGCUCUCUACCUUCCAGUGGUGUGGCGUCAGGCAAGUCACUUAACCUCUCUUUGCCUCGGUUUCCUCAUCUUGAGUUGAGGAUACUAAUGCCUACUGUGCCUACCUCACAGAGCUGUUGUGAGGACUACGGUGGCAUGGUGAGAGCACUUUGGAAUUGUCAAGUGGUGUUUAAAUGGAAGUAUCACUAACAUAAGUUUCAUACUGUCCAUUCUUUUAACAACAAAAAGGGAAAAUUCACUUUUAAGCUUUAUGAGAAGAAAAAAACUUUAUCUUGGCAUAAAUUUGUGUUUGAUAAAUAUCCUCUUCAUGUUUAUCUUCUGUGUUUCAGCAACUAUUGAAAUGUGAAACACCUGUGAACUCUAGUGACUCGGGACCUUCUUUAGCUGUUGAGGAACAGAAAAACCUUUUGCAAACUUGAAAGAUGUUCCUGUUUUCAUAUGAUCUUGUCAUUCAAAAAUGGUGGCUAUUUUACACCUAUGGAUUUUAAAAGUCCGUUUUGUAGAGUUUAAUUUGCCUCUUAAUUCUUCACCUUCUCCCUCUUCAGAUUCAGAAAUCAGAUUUCUUUUAGACUUUUUUAAAGGAGUAAUUAUUUAUAUGUUUAGUUUAAAUACUUCUGAACAGGACCUCAUCAAACAAAGCAUUUUUGACAGAUGGCUACAAAGUCACUUAUUGUGUAAUGAGAGGAGCAAAGAACGCUGUGUAUCAGAAAGCACUUAGAAAGACUAAAGGAAUGACAGUGUCACCUGCUCCACCACUGUGAAUGAAAAUAGUAAGAGGACAUAGCAGCAUUUCCCCUUAUCUCCCACCCCCCCUUUGCAAUCAAGAGUUCUAAGUAUCUGCUUAAAACAAGUAGGAUUUUUUUGUUUGGUUGGUGUUUUUGGUUUGGGGGUUUUUUGUUUGUUUGUUUUUGGGGUUUUUUUUUGUUUUGUUUUUGCCCAAAACUAAAGAGCCACUUCCAGACAGGCAGGCAUCUGGCUGUUGAGUAAAUCUAAGGUUAUUCUUGGGAGUUGGAGCAAAAAUCUUUUAGGUAAUUAGGGUAGCACUUAGUACACUAGCUGAGGCAUUCCAUAAACUGUUCUCAUAAAAGACUGGAGUAAAUAUGUCAGAUUCCUGUCCCAGCCACUCAGCUCGCAUUGUUGUAGAGAGAAGCUUCACAGACAAUGUAGAGACAGAUGACCAUGAUUAUAGCCCAGUUAAACCUUAAUUUACAAGACAGACUACAUGCUAGGUAUGGACCAUGAGCUGCAAGCCCCUGCACUAUGAGGAGUCAUCACAGAAGCCAUGUCUGUGUCUGAACCAAGUUCCCCAAUGCCUUUCUCUCCGACCCAGGGCUCCCAGAUUACAACCCAAGAACUGCUUUCUGACUCCGUCUCUCCCGUGGAGCCUUCCGUUUUAUGUACGUCACUUCCAGGAGACCAUGUCCUAAUUUAACAGUUCAAAAUUGGGAUAUUUCUUAUUUCUCUUUGGAAUGAAUGGGUUCAAAGUGUCCUUUCUAAGAACUGAGAAAAGGGUAGAUUUGUUUCUGUUUGAUUGAGUAUAGUCCCAGGAGUCUGAAUCCUUAGAAUAUAACUUUAUAAUCAAAUAAACAGAACCACUGAGACAAUGUGUAUUUUUUAAACGUGGCAAAUGUGCUUUUCUUUUCUUUCUUUUUUUUUUU
Messenger RNA from Cricetulus griseus (Chinese hamster), 3597 nucleotides. NCBI's taxonomy places the organism in Eukaryota, Metazoa, Chordata, Mammalia, Rodentia, Cricetidae. The record is from RefSeq and is a predicted model, not a curated record.